Cinara cedri is the source of this 5457-nucleotide messenger RNA. NCBI's taxonomy places the organism in Eukaryota, Metazoa, Arthropoda, Insecta, Hemiptera, Aphididae. The record is from the annotation of a GenBank genome assembly.
AGUUUGUAUAAAACGUAUGAUACACGUGGUGCUGAUUUCACUCUUACUAUACAAAUUUGACAGUUUACACCGCCCAUACGAUUUAUACUUUUAAAAAUGACGAGAUCUUCAGUUGCGCUUUCGAUAAUCUUCACAAUUUCAGGUAAUCAUAGUAUAUUGUAUUCUUUUUUUUUCAAUAAAACUCUCAGUAAAAACUCUCUAAAAAUAUUACUCUCAUCAAAUAUAUUUUUGAAAAUGUGUAUUUUCUUACUCACCUACUUUAAAAAAUUUAUAAAAUUCUAUAUAUUGUCAAUCUAUAAGAAUUUUUUUUUGGGAUCCAUAAAUCAUUUCGUAAUCGUAAAAUCAAACGAUUCUAAUUCAUAUUUAAUUUAUUGAUUUUUUUACAUAAUUUUUAUCUAAAUUAUUUUUUAAAUAAAAUAAAAUUUAUAAAUUGGCUAUAACUCUAUAUUUAUAUAAUAUACAAAUCAUUAAUUAUAAUUUUUACGAUUUAUUUAAUAAAUGUCAACAUUAUUUUAUAGUUUUUUAAAUAUUAUUAUUCUUGACGUACAUAACUCGGGAUUUUUCAAUGGGAGCUAAAUAUAAUAAAUUAAAAUUAUAUAUACUUUAUGAAGUAUCUUUACUGGAAGGCUACUUAAAUCUCUUUUUUCAAGCCAAAAAAUCAUUCAUCUCUUUUACUUAUUGUUCUAGAUUGUAGCAGAUCGUAAAUUGUAAGCAUUAUAUUUUGAGUAAAAUAUAGCUACAUUUAUUAUAAAAAUCCUUUGUUUGAGGUAAUUUUGCAAAUACAUAAUUGUGUAGUGUAAUUAUUUGUACUUAGUUGAGUAAUUUUUCGUACGUUUAAUAAGGAGGGCUCGAUUAGAUUCAGCCUAUCACUGUCACAGAAAUUACAGUGGCCCCGGUUAGGUUGACUCCUGUCAACUUUAAUAGUUUCUAACUAGAAAAUAAAUUACAAUUGCUUGUGUUCUUUUCCAACAAUUUUAUCAUACAUUUAAAAUUAAAACGCAUAUUCGUAAAAAUAUGAGUAAAUUACCACUAAGUAGAUCUUAUAAUGAACCUCGUUUCAAAUUAUAUAACUUUUAUAUGAACCAAUAAAACUGUAUCCACAGUCCACAUAAAAACAAAUAAGUUUAAGUAUAAAGUAUUAAGUAUUAAGUAUAAAUAACUAAAAAAUAUUUUUUAAAUUUAACACCUCUAAAAAAUACUAUUAUUUUGUAGAAAUUUCAGAUCUCUACAAUUAUUUUUCACCAAAUUACAUUUAUUACAUUUAUUAUCAAAAGUAGAAGGAAAAAAUGAUCUUAAUACACCAAUAAAAUGAAAUUCUGGUCAAAAACUCAUAGGAAAACGUGUUAUUAAUACAAGUAUAAAAGUAUAUAUUUUCAAGUAUAAACCUUAGAUCACUGACCCAAAAUUGACUACAGAAAGCAGCCUUUUGUCUUCUGGGAUAGUAAACUAUAUGCUAUUACGCCCCUGCAGUGCAAUAAUUAUUGUUUUAUUAAAUAUAAGUCCCCUUAGCCCUCGAUAACAACACGUUUAGGCGAGUAGCUAAGGAGGGGACCCAUGAGGUCCAGAAUCCCACAUCAAAGUUUGCUCAAUGAUGUACAUAUAUCGUAUCAAACUAAUAUAUCUAAUAAUGAUAACAUGCAAUUUUAUGAAAAUGGACCAUCCCUUCGAAAUUAAAUCUUGGUUACGUGCCUGGACUAGUUUAACAUAUCUGCAUACAUAUUUAAUGCAAAAUUGAUUGCGCAGAAAUAACUGUUUUACAUCGAACAAAAAAUAAAUCUAAUAAAAAAUAUUAUCUAGAUUUUUUUCAUUUUGAAGAAAAGUACCUAUAAAAUAAAUUCCCUUUAUUAUUUAUACACAAAUUAUAAAACUAUUUUACUAAAACCAUAUUAGAUUCUGUGUGUAGUGAAGAAGUUAUUAUAAUUUUACUAAAUUAUGUGGUUUUUUCUCGAAUAAUAUUUGUUGGUAUGUUGGUAUGUUAGUAUGUUAUGUAGUAAUGCUCCGAUUUUUUCACAGGUUCUUUUAAAAGAUCUGAAAUUUUCACCUAAUGGUACUUUAUUAAAAACAUUUCUAGUUUCCCUACAGUUUUUAUCAAAUUAAAAAAAUUAAAUUUAUUUUUUUUUAUUUUUAUACUGUGUACAGAAAUUCUACCAAAAAUCUAGUUCCGAAAGUUAAUUUUUCUUUUACGAUACUUUAAAAAGGUCAUUUUUUGAAUUUUAAGUAUUUUUCAAAAUAAUUGCAAAAAAUCUGGAAAAAUAUAUAUAAAUAAUGCUUUUAUUGUUUUUAAUUUUGUGUUUUCUUGUAAUUUAGUUAAAAAUAUUUUUAAAGACUUGAAUUUCGGAAAAAAACUUUAAAUUUGUUUUUUGCCUUUUAUGGACGGAGUAAAAUUUUAAAAACAUUUGAGUCAUUCAUGAGUUAUUUAUAGACAUUUUAAUUUUAUCGAGUUUUUUAUGUAAUAUUUAUUUGAUGCGUUAGGUGAAAUUAUUUCAAUCAAAAAUCAAUUCUGAGUGGAGCAAUUUUAGUAUUAUUAUUCGUGUUACUCGUAAUAUUUUGUACCACCGGGUAAAAAUUCUAUACCUUUUUUUAGAUACUGUGUAAGAUAUCGAAAUAUUUCACUGACCAAAAAGAGUGUUUUAAAAAAACAUAAAGUGCAAUUUUUGGAAAAUUUAUUAAUCGUUUUGAAAGAUGUUUUUAAAAUGUAUCAUUAAUUUUAAAAUGAACUUCUUUAAAUAUAAUGCAUGAAAAAAUAGGAGCACUUUUACUAACCAAAAUAGUGAUUUUAUAAGAAAAAAUAACACAUCUUAGUAAAACUUCAGUCCUUUCACUACACUAACAUUUUAAUACAUAAAUCUAUAUGGAAGGUAUGAGAUCACUCAUACAAUAUUUACUUAACAAAAUAUUCAUUUCAUUUCAAGGUUUUUUCUAAAGUUAGUCGAAUUUUUGAACCCAGAAAAAAAACCAUAGAUAAAAUACCCAUGUAGUCCACCCCCUUAAUUUUUCUGCUAAGUAUAUAAAAUAAAUUUUCAUAAAUUUUUCUAUAAUACCACUGUAAUUAAUAACAUACAUGAUCAUAUAUAAAAAUAUAUUUUGAACUUCUCAAUGAUAAAAUCAUCAUAAUUUACUGAAGUUGUAAGAUUUUGCUACACAAAAAUCAUGAACACAUGUAUAUAAUAUUGUACAUACAAACCUCUGGAGACGAGCUAUUAGUACAAAUCUCAAUAAAUUUUAAUUGUUUUAAACAAGUUUUAUCAAUUCCAGUAAUUUUCAUUUUAUUAUAAUUCGUGUUUUGUAAUAUUCUUUGUUCAUAUCAGUUAUAGGUGUAAACUGUCAAUAUCAAACGAUCCCCAGGGACUCACAAAUAUGUACAGAAAGACAAGGAGUAUGUUCUGAAGACACAGAUUGCUGUACUCAGUUUUGUGCAAAAUCAUCCUUUUUGUUUGGUGGAAUUUGCAGUGAUCCAAAAUCCCUAGUAAAAACUAAUCGAUUUGCAACAGAAGGUAAUUUCAUUCAAAAAUUAUAAAUUACUUUUAAAUAUAAAAAUUAUGAAAAUUUCAUUUAAAUUUGUUUUCCUAUACGGAUAGUUAUGUAUGGAAAAUGUGCAUACAUCAAGAAUACUAGUGUAGCAGAAUCCAAUGAAUUAUUUGAAGAAUUUGGAGUAAGUGCAGCACAUAGGACAUUAAAUCCUUACACAAAAGUCCUGGUGCAAUAUGGGGAUAAUAAUAUAAUUGUCACCAUCAAUAACCGAGUUCCAGCGGAUAAUCAAACACUUGUGCAAUUGUCAGAUAUAGCGGCAAAAACAUUGGGAAUUAAUGAUGGAGGAAAUUUGGACUGCCGUAUUAUUGUGGAAAAUCAAUCUUUCUUGUAUAGUUUAAUACGCCAUUAUCCUUUCUUUUUAAUUGUAGGAGGAAUAUUUGGUGGAUUACAAAUAAUUGGACAUUUGAUUUAAAAACAAUAAAAAAAUUAUUUAUUUCAUAUUGAAUACCUACCUAAAAAGUAUAUAAAAAUUAAUUUUUAUUUCUAAUGAUUUAAACUUAAUUUAUAAUGUAUUCAUGUGAAUUCAUAUUAAAGUUAAAUUUGGAAAACAAAUAUUUCAAUGUAAAUGAAUCUAUUAAGGUGGUACAUACUAAAAUAUAAUAUCCUCAAAUUAAUAUUAUGUAAAUUGCAUGUAUUAUUUGUGUUUAAUGUAUAGGUAUUGCCAAUAUAAUAAUAUUAAUCAUAAUAAUAUUAAAUUUAUAAUAAAUUCAAGAAUUAUUUUUUUGUAUUUAAAAAAUACAUUAUAAAUAUUUUUAUUAAAGUUCAUACUUGAAAAUACUGAAAUAUUAACUACAGUAUUGGUAUAGCUUUUUUUUUUUUGAUGGAACCGGUAUGAAAAAAAAAGGGUCAUUGGAACAAAACUAGGAUGCAACUACAUAAAUGACCUAACUUAACUAUAGGUUUAUUAUCAACGAUCGAAUAAAAUAUAAACAGAUGUAGUUAUUUUAGGUAGGUACCGCUUAGGUAGGUAUUGCGUUCUACUAAUUGCACUGAUAUGCUUUAAUACAAAAAUAAAUAUUAAUAUUAAUAAAUCCAUUGACAUCCAUUAUCCCAUUUCCUUAUGGGAUAGUUCGAUAAUUAUUUCCGUUUGCUUAUGUUUAGUUUUUUUAUAUAUAUAUAUAUAUAUAUAUAUAUAUAUAUAUGAGUGUAUAUGUAUAUAUAAUUAAUUAACUUCUCUUUUAUUAAAUAUAAAAUUUGAUUUUGUCAAAAAUGUUUUUUUAUUUUUCAUAAAUAGGUAGUUAAUAAUUAAUUAAAACAUUACAGAUUAAGAUUGGUCGUAAAGUAUAGAUAGGUAAUGUAAAUGUUUCAUUGAUUAUUUUUAUGUAAUAUAUUAUAUUAAAACUAAUAUUUGUAUUACCUACCUACUUAUAUUAUUCUAUUUUAGUAUGACCAAUAUUUAAAAAAAUACAACACACAAUAUUGUAUAAUUUAUACGAUACUAUAGAUUAAGUAUACAAUAUAAAUUCAAUAUAUUUAAUCUAUAACGAUACUGAGUUGUAUAGCUAUAGUUGUAUAACUAUAGUUAAAAAGUAUUUAAUUACCUAAUUAUAGAGAUAUAAUACCGUAGUUUAAAAAGUACUGACAAUAACUUGAUACUGUGAUAUUUUGCUUCAGUCUUCAAUAUACGAAAUAAAUAUAAUUAUUUUUAAAACAACAAUCAUCAAUUAAUCUAAUAAUUAAUUGAUUAGGUAACAAAUAAUUCAGUUCAGUUCAGUUUUAUUAUACGAAAGUACCUAAUGAUUUUUGAUCUCGAUGCCCGUGAGAAAUUUUAAUACUAUAGUCACAAUAAUAAUCAUUGGUAAUACUCUGGUAGGUAAUACUUGAUAUAUUAUAUAACUAUUAUUUAAAUUGUUUGAGUACGAAUUGUUAAACAGCUAUAAUAAUUUAUAUUAUAAAAAUAUAGCUAUCAAUUUACGUACUUUAUAA